Messenger RNA from Exaiptasia diaphana, 810 nucleotides. Its product is annotated as p53 and DNA damage-regulated protein 1. Lineage: Eukaryota; Metazoa; Cnidaria; Anthozoa; Actiniaria; Aiptasiidae. The transcript is spliced from 5 exons. The record is from RefSeq and is a predicted model, not a curated record. Bases 59 to 406 code for a protein of 115 amino acids.
AAGUGAAGAUUUACUACUUCAAAGGUUUACGACACAAUUUAUCGAUAAGAUAACAGAAAUGGAGGAGCUGGCUGCGGAGAUUUUAACAGACAAACAGCAGAUCAUAGAGCUUGAUCGUAAGCGAAACUGCAACAGAGAGGCUUUGAGAGCUCUAAAACACAAAAAGAAAGCUGACAAGUCCUGGUUAUGUUUUGGGAACACCUUUCUGAAGCUAAGUGACUCUAGUGCAAAAAACAUGAUUGAAGAAGAUCAAAAAACUGUGAAUGAAGAAAUCUCAAGUUUAAGGACACAACUAAAACCAAAAGUUACCAAACUACAUGAACUUGAAGGGCUGCCAGAUUUCAAAGGAUUCAAUCUAUCUGCAAUGAGUGGAGAAGACAUGGAUUUUGUAGCUGGAAUCAAAUAAGUUGUCAUGGAUGGAUUCUUUUGUGUCAACAAUAUGACAGUCCAGCUGGUCACUAGCAAAAAGUCACCAACAAAAGGCUGUCAACAGAUUUCCAUGAUUUUGAUCAACCUUAGAAAAAAAAGGAGCAAUUACAUGGAUGCUUAAAAAGACAGAGAGAAGAAAAUACAAAAUAGCAUUAGACUCAGAUGGUUGCUGGCAGCCAUUUGUGGUUGAAAUUGCAGACAUUUUUSUGUACAUAAAAUACAUAGACUUUUACAAGGUCCCUUAAAGGGCUCAGACCUCAUAUUGCACUUGAAGUUCAUUCAACUCACUAACAGGUAGAUGCAGUUUUCUUUUACUCUGGCAAAUCUGUGUGAAAUAUUCAAUAAAACAUCAAUGAAUUUAAACCAAGGGAUUUCCAGCAA